Messenger RNA from Trichophyton benhamiae CBS 112371, 225 nucleotides. RefSeq lists its product as uncharacterized. The transcript has a single exon. Bases 1 to 225 code for a protein of 74 amino acids. The record is from RefSeq and is a predicted model, not a curated record. NCBI's taxonomy places the organism in Eukaryota, Fungi, Ascomycota, Eurotiomycetes, Onygenales, Arthrodermataceae.
AUGGCGACCCUUUUUUUCUUUUCUUUCUUUCUUGUCAACUUCAACCUUCUCAACUUCAGCUUCAGCAACGACAACGACAACGACCACGAGAACAGCAACGUUGUCUCCUCCUUUUCUUCGUUUUUCUUUAGCAAUCACCAGCCCGUUAUUUCUUCUCAAGUGGUUAGCGGAGAAGGCAUUUUGCGUUGGCUCCCUCAGUCUUGUGUCUUUCUAGAAGGUAUUUAA